GUCGUCAGUCUGUAUUGAACUUUGCGGGGGUGGGCUGCGCGAAACCGGCCAAAUCCCGUGGGCGACAAGAAGUGAUGACAACGGGGCCCAGCUCAGAAGCGACAUGUUGAGGGCAAGGCAUGGGAAACUGCCUUUCCACAUGUGCCAAAAGUUCAGAAACAUCGCAGGGAGCUACUGCACAGACUGGGGAAGUGAUCGAGCUGAAUACAACAGAGGUUCAGGUGGUGGGGGAAGACAAGGUGCGGGAGUUGGUUCAGCAGGAGUUGCGAGCUCUUCAACAUCAGAUAUCUCACAGCCAGGCAGUGCUAGCUAAACUUCAUUUCAGAUUCUCUGAUGAGAUAAUAAGUGAUACUACCUCAGACCUCGCAAAGGUUCACCGGACCACUCAAACUUCCAACCCUGAUAACCUACCAAAAUCCUUGGAAUGUGUGGCAGUGGGUCUAGACAAGGGUUGGGAACAGAUUACCUCCUCCUGCCCCGCCAUUGUCAACAUCGCUGUACAAACUGAUGAUGAAACUACAAGUAAAUCAAAUGGAACGUCUGGAGACUACUUUCUUCCUCCAAUCAGUCCCUUGGGAUCUCAGAUCAGCGAGUCUGAGUGUGCAGGAAAUGGAGAAGAUGUUGCUUCUAAACUUUAUGAGCCUCGUCCCCUGGGUCAUAUGGAUCUUGAUAUCUACAGGUCAUGUCGCAAGUUGUCAGUGUUGCCGGAGGAAGAGGUGGUGCCAGAUGAGUUUUCCCCACCGUCAGCUGGUUGCCGCCUCGCUGCCUCCCCCCACUACCCUCACCAGGCUCACUCAUUCGAGUCCUACCUCCUCCCCGUGUCCAGCCCUAGUGUGCGCCGCCAGCUGUCCGACCCCACCCCUAGCCCAGACAUCCACCCUGCGUCUCGCCGCAGUAGUCGCUCAACCAGCCGACCGCUUCAACUGCAGCCUGAAAUUUUCCGAUUUCCAGACAUCAAACCUGAAAGUCCAUCCAAAGAAGCGGCUCCUAAAAGCCCACCUUGUGUCAAGUUUCAAAAUCCUUUGGAGAACAUCAAAGAGGAUUUCCCAAGAAUCACCUCUCCCACUUACAACAUUCUCCAGGAUACUGUGUCUCAUCUCAUCACUAUGUCAAAUGAAUACCUAGACACACAGCCAGAAGAUGUUAGUGGGAACAAGAAGGAUUCCUUGACUAUUCCUGGAUAUUAUACAUUCACCCCGGAUGGCUCAACACCCUACAAAACUCCUCCUGACAAUUCUGUUUUGAGUACUCCAGGAUUUUUCACGCCUCAAGAAACUUCAGAGAGAAGACCCUCUGAUUCAAUAGCGUCUUCGUGUUUCCACACCCCCGCUAGUGCGUCCCCUGUAACAAACCCUACUGAAUCCAGCAAGUCAACUUCCAGCAAUGGAAACUCAGCACAUUACAAAACCCCUCCAGACGUCAGCCAAGGGACUUCUUACCAAUCCUCCUACAGCAGUCCACUUUACAUGUCUCCUCUCGCUGCUAAACGAGCCAUAUCAAAGCAAAACAACGAAAACAACUUUACAGAGGUGCCGGAUUUGAAAAAUAUACGCACAAGUACACUCUACGUUAAGCCUUUGCCAGGUGAUUUCGAUCCGAAUCGCACAAUGCUGUCCAUUUUGUUAGACGAACCAAGGGUCCAAAAAGACAAUACAAAUUCUGAAGCAGAGGAAAUUGCGAUGCCUUUUAUCUCUUUCACUUCUCUUGACAUCCAGUUCCCCUCCCCUGAAGUGCCUUCGUCAUGUGUAAGCCCAACGGAUACCUCGCUCAGCCCGACGUCAGAAGGUCUCGCUCGCACACCCUCGCGCAGGAGGCUGCAACGUUCCUUGGUCAGGAUCAGCUCAGAAACUCCACUGGAACUUGUCCCUGUUGAAGCAAGUGUUACUUCCCCAUCGGCAGAUGUGCCGGCUGCUACUGAAACUCCUGUCUCAGAAACCCAGAACCAUGAUUCUACCAUAGCAUCUCCAGACAACUCAGACAUGAAACAGCCUGAGGUGCAGGAAGGCUCCAUGAUGAGGAGGACCAACUCAGACGUAGGUGCGGGAGGGUUGGCGUCCGUUUGUGCUCUGACUGCCUCUAACUCCUUCCCUUCCCUCUCCGACACUGUGCUGCGACAGCUGGGUGCUCUCAUGGACGAGGUCAGGCAGAGCAAGGAGGAAAACCAAAGUACAGAAACUGAUAUAGAGAGUAAGUUCACAUCACUAAUGUUAGCCUUCAAGACUGAUAAGUUAACACUGGAGCGAAGAACGGAACUGCAAAGAAGACUGAGGGACCAAGCGGAACAGAAUAUGGCAGCGGAACUUGCCAAACUCAAGCUGGCUAUACAGAUGUUGAGUCCUCUCUGCACGGACUCUGAGAAGAUCGAACUAUUGGAGAAAGUCAGUGAGCAGGCGGAUGCCCUUCACAAGUCCACUACGAGGGUAUCUACUUCAGCUGAGAUGUUUGGAGCUGUUCAACAAGAGAACCGGUUGUCCAAAGCUGUAGACAUUGUGUUGCGGCAUGUGGAGAACUUGAAACAAGCUUACGAGAAGGAGAGAACUGAACACGAGGAAACUAGGAAAAUCCUUUCGGACAACAAACUUCCAUCGAAUGCAGUUUUAAAGCUGCAAAACUCAAAACGCAGAGCGAGCAUUGCGACCUUAACUCGCGCACAGACAUCUCCUGACCCCAAUCGCAGCCCUUCGAUACCCGGGGAGAACCGAACAGUGAGUCGAGCAAGACUCGGCUCUCUGCCUCGGAAACUGUCAAACACAAUCCUAGAGGCAGAGCCGGAGGAGACCAGCAACAAGGAGACAUCAGCCGUUACCAACUCAGGGGGGAGCCAGCCGAGGGAUGUAGUGGAGGGGAGCAGUAUUAACACACGGACACUACAGCGCAAGCCGAGCCGCCAAGCCAUCUUAGAAGAGAGGAGACAAAGUUCCAGUCAAACACCGGCCGUGGUUGAGUCUGAGUCGGAAGAUGAAGGAUUGUCCAUGGAGCCGGGCAGUGACACUGAGACGCCCCCUCCUGUUGAUACAACACCUACCAUCAUUGUCAACAGGAGGGUGAGUCUACAGGCGCCAUGGCUGAGUGUUGUGAAGGACUGGGUACGUCCAGGCGAUCACACGUUGCUACAACUGAGGUACAGUGUCGCGGUGGCACUACUGGUGGCAGCUUUGGCCGUUUUCACCUCUACCUUCAUCCCUCGUAUCAGCUGACACCAACACAUCUUACUUUUAUGUUUCUUUGACUGUGGAAAAACUUAUGUGAAUGAAUGUGGUAAUUCUGAUAUUUUAACUAUUUGUUUUAUAGUGAACAAAUCUCUCAGACUCCUGAAAGUGCCAGUGAUUUUGCUAGACAUUGUUAAUGCUCAGUCUUUCUCCUUCGUUAAUUAAGAGAUAUUAUGUAAAUAAGAGUACUAAUUAAUAAUCUCUGUGUUUUAUUAAAAGUCUACAUCUUAAACCGU
Molecule: messenger RNA, 3445 nt
Organism: Macrosteles quadrilineatus (aster leafhopper)
Lineage: Eukaryota; Metazoa; Arthropoda; Insecta; Hemiptera; Cicadellidae
Exons: 22
Coding region: 120-3197 (1025 amino acids)
Source: RefSeq, a predicted model, not a curated record